This is a messenger RNA of Camelina sativa (false flax), 454 nucleotides long. RefSeq lists its product as uncharacterized. NCBI's taxonomy places the organism in Eukaryota, Viridiplantae, Streptophyta, Magnoliopsida, Brassicales, Brassicaceae. Gene Ontology annotation, cellular component: ribosome. Gene Ontology annotation, biological process: translation. The record is from RefSeq and is a predicted model, not a curated record. Gene Ontology annotation, molecular function: structural constituent of ribosome.
GUUCCGAGGUGGUUGUGUCAUGCAUGGACCCAUACCGAGAAGCCAUGCGAUAAAGAUGAAUAAGCAGGUUCGACGGCUUGGACUGAAAAUAGCAUUGACAGCUCGAGCCGCAGAAGGAAAACUCCUCGUGUUUGAUGAUUUGGCAUUGCCUACGCAUAAAACAAAGAACAUUGUAAAUUAUUACAAUCAAAUGGAGAAGACAAAGAAAGUCCUUGUUGUUGAAGGUGGUCCUAUUGAUGAAAAGCUGAAGCUAGCCACCCAGAAUCUACAUUAUGUCAACAUAAUUCCAUCAAUAGGGCUAAAUGUUUACAGCAUUCUGCUACACGAUACGCUUGUGAUAUCCCGUGAUGCUGUGGAUAAGAUUGUUGCGCUGAAUGUAGCAGCAUGUGAUGUCCCGCGAUGCUGUGGACUAGAUCUACGGGUGAUACGAUACUCAAAUUUGAUUUGCGAGUAG